AUGAUUAGAGAGACCCAUUUCAAAGAGGGUUACGGCGAGGGCCACGCCGACAACCUAAUCGCUGGCAAAGAGGAGGGCCGACAAGUGGGCCUCAAGACGGGUUUCGAGGUAGACGAAGAAUUAGGCUUCUACAUAGGCUGCGCCGACGUCUGGAGAUCUACAGUUUGGGUCGACUUGGGCUUCGUCUCGAGCCGAAUCCAGCGUAUGGAUGAGCUGCUCAAGAAGCACCCCAUAUUGGAGCCCAAAAACGAGACAAUCUCGGAUACCAUGGCCUCCCUGAAGCUUAAAUUUAGGGCUAUUUGCAACAGUCUGAAUGUGAAAUUGGAGUACGAUGGCUACCCGAAGGCUUUGAUGCAGGUGAUAUUAAGUUUUAAUGAUUGA
This is a messenger RNA of Striga hermonthica, 381 nucleotides long. The record is from the annotation of a GenBank genome assembly. Lineage: Eukaryota; Viridiplantae; Streptophyta; Magnoliopsida; Lamiales; Orobanchaceae.